GCGAGGUUCGGUGAGUCGGUUCUCCGCGCGCUGCGGAGUCGGUGGUGUUGGGGAAUGAUGGCGGUGGGUCGCGGAUCUCCCCCGGGAUUUACUCCGGUACCGGCGGCGCUGCGGACCGGCCUGCUGCUGCUCGCGCUUUCUGGUGUGUGCAGUAAUGAAGUUCUGGUUCCGGACCGGGUCAGCGCAGUACUAGGGAAGAAUGUCACGCUAAGCUGCAGGGUGGAGGUGGGCACCAACCUCAGCCUCACCCAGAGCUCAUGGGAGCGACAGUCACCCACGGGAACCACCACCCUGGCCGUGUUUAACCCUCAGUUCGGCACCUCUGUGGUGGAGGCGUAUGAGAACCGAGUGCAGUUCGUCAGGCCGUCCGCGGAGGAUGCCUCCAUUGUCCUGCAGGGGGUCAGCUUCGCAGAUAUUGGGUCCUACACCUGUAAGGUGGCCACGUUUCCUCUGGGCAACUCGCAGGCCUCCACAGUGCUGGACGUGAUGGUGGAGCCGAAGGUGUACGUGUCGGCCGGUUCUGGUCCGUUGGUGGACGGUGACGUGGACAGUGUGGUGGCGACCUGCACGGCAGAGCGGGCCCGGCCACCCGCUGAGGUGUUCUGGGAGUCGGACCUGUUUGGCCGCUCGGAGAAGAUCGACCAAGACGAGCCCAACGGCACCACCACUACGCAGGUGCGCUACAUCUGGGCACCAACCAGCCACGCCUUCGGCCUCACCCUGACCUGCGUGGUGCGUCACCCGGCACUGGACAUGGAGUUCCGCAUUCCAUAUGUGCUGGACGUGCAGUUUGCUCCGGAUGUGAUGGUGGUGGGUCAAGAUGAGGUUUGGUAUGUGGGGCAGGAGAACGUCAGGCUGGACUGCAGAGCAAACGCCAACCCGUACCCCCAUCUCUUCCUCUGGACCAGGGUGGACACGCUGAUGCCCGCUGGCGUGGAGGCGGCUAACGGUAGUCUGGUCUUCACUCGUCCUUUACGGAGGAACGACUCUGGAACGUACAGAUGUGAGGUUCAGAACGACGUGGGUCUGCGCUCUCAGGAUGUACACAUCUGGAUCCGAGAGCCGCCUCCCACCACGGCCACACCCACCUCCGCCACCACCAGCGCUGCGGUCGCCCUUGGAUCCUCCGGGACAUCGCCAACUCAGAGGCACGCCCAGUUCACCUCUCCGACACUGGCGUCGCUGGCGGACGGCUCUGUCGGCACCAUUGUGGGCGGGGCAGUGGGUGGCGUCCUGCUCCUUGCGAUGCUCCUGGGCUUGGGGGUUCUGUGUUACCUGCGGCAGCGGCGCACCUUCCGUGGGGACUACUACACCAAGCAGUACCUGGGCCCGUCUGACAUGCAGAAGGAGUCGCAGCUGGAUGUGAUCCAGCCCCACGAGCUGAUGGACGUGUACGGCGGCGACUCGGGUAAGGGCAGCCAGGACCUGAAGCCCAAACCCGACGGGGACUUCAUCUACCCAGACUACACCAAAGACGAGGGCAGCUGGGGCGACAGCCUCCGGAGGGGCUGCACUUACUAUUCCGACUCACAGAGCAACCGUGGCGUCAACCCCAGCGGACCGCCCGUCUCUGGCCCUACGCUCAACAAUGGCGCCCCCUUCCUGCAGGACGGCUGCUACGAUAACGGCACAGACUGCGAGUACGUCGCUCACACGGACGGAUCCGUGAUCUCUCGCCGGGAGUGGUACGUGUGAGGAUUACGGUACGAGUGGAGGUGCGACGCUGGAAGACAAUAAUAUAAUAAAGAUAGAGAACUCUAAACGUUACCAAACGUAUUAAGGAAUAUUGUAUAUCAUGCAAAUGAAAGAAAGGCUGUAUUAUCAUUAUUAUUAUUAUUAUUAUUAUAAUUAUUAUUAUUAUAAUUUCCCAGCUGGACGGCGCCUGUCUCCGGCUGCUCGGUACUCUGCUGAGGUGAUACCGUGUUAUUUUGCAUCUGUAAUGUGAAGGCAGAGGCUGGCGUGGGUUAUGAUGACAGGGUAGCCCAGAGCAACAAAAACAACAAGCCUGCUAAAAUUACGCCGUGAAUUACUCAGAUCCCAGCCAGACACCGCACCGCACGUGACUUCCCAGUUUCAAACUGGGUGGAAGAUACUUACAGCCGCUUCCCUGCAGUUUCCCUGCAUCCCUUUCCAGCGAAACUGUAAUCUAAGCAGAUCAAACAAUCUUCAUAAGUUCGUUAGUUUAAAUAUCUGACAUUUCUCAUUUUUGCAUUGUUUUCCUUUGUUUUCAGAAUUUUAUACCAAUAUUUGCCUUAUUUCAAAAUUAUUUUUUCCUUGUUUUAAGUCAUUUAUUCUACUUAAACGUUUCUUAUUUCACUGGCAGAUAUAUUUGAUGGUUUUAAGCAUUUCCUGAUUUAAACAAAAUUAUCUGUCAAUACAAUAAGAGACUUUCAGUAGAUAAAGUAGCCCUGUUUCAAUGUUGGUUUGAAGUUUUGUAAGAAAGCUGAGCUGCCAUAACGUCACAGUGGAGAUGUAUCCAGCGUGUAUUAUUGCACAGUCUCGUCUGCUCCAUUGUUUCAGCACAGCUUAAUACUGCGACUCUCUGUGGGAGUUACUGAACUCUGUCCGGGAGAGGAAUUGACCCGAGGGCUGGAGAACUCGACUCCACCAGACUGAAGAAUGAAACACUCCUUCUGAUUCCUGCUCAUUCAGUUUUUUGUUUGUUUGUCUAUUUAUUCACAAGUACACAAUUAUACAACAUUAACACUCACAACUUCUGGAAGCUAGAAGUCUUUGGUUAGCAAAAUGUUUUCUGAAUGUUACAACUGAUGUUCUUAGAAUGUUUUUAUUCAAUGUUUUUAUAUGUUCUGGUAACAUUGCUGCAAUGUCACUGCAACAUUACAAUGUUAUAAUGUUUAGUUUUGGAAAUGUUAUUUUGAAUGUUUCCUUGAUGUUAGCAUUUAUCUAGCUGGGAACAUUAUGUGAGAAAAGUUCUAAUAAUGUUGUGAUGCAAACCAUUAUUAUGUCACACUUUUGUGAGAAAGUUCCUGAAACAUUAAUUUAUAUUCUUUACAGGCUAAACUUUCUGAAACCUUUUUUAAAACGUUGCUUAACAUAGUUUUUUUUUUUACCACUUACAGUAAAAUUGUAGCUUCCAAAAAUCUUGUAGGUAAUAAACUCUCAUAACAGUUUUAUCACUGAUCUUUAAUAUUAAUUUGCAAGUUGAAUAAAUUAAAUAUCCUAAAAGCAUAUUUGUGUUGCUUUUCAAAAUAAAAGCAAAAUUACAAUUAUUAAUAAUAUUCAUUAAGCUCUUAAUGUUUAUAACAUGCCUUGUAAUUCGAUCAUGUUAUUAUAAAGGCCAGCAUAUCAAACAGACCAGGAUGGGCAGCAGAAGGUUCACUGGAGGUUGUGGUUUUCAGAACUCGUUACUCGUUUAUUCCGAUUUCUUUUCCUUCAUCAUCCUUCCAUCCCCCUCUCCAUUCACUGCGCUUCCCACAAUACACCACUUCAUACGCCAUACAUCUGCUGCAUGUGCUGCCCAGGCCUCGCCUCAAACAUCCAGCUUUAUAAUUUAACCCCCCUCCCACCCAAACACCACCAGCCCCACCAACCACACCCCCUAUAAACUACCGCUUUAACCCAGCUGUACCGCGGCCCCGCCCCCGGCUCUGUUUUCUUAUCCAGAGAUAAAUAUAGCGGGACGUCUGUCCCGAAGGACGAGCGGUGAGGCCCUCUGCUGAUUUACAUGUGCAGCUGUGCCCUGACUUUUAUUUUGUAAAAAUGCUUCAGCCAGCAUUCCUAUUGUCUUUUUUAAAAGGCUGGAUGAGAUAAACAUGAUCACAUCUCUAUCUCAUUCCAGACACUUUUCAUAUCUCACCGUCUUACUGCAGGAGAUGCUAGGCUAACGCUGCUAACGAACACUGGACUUGGAAAUCAGUAAUACAUAUAAAAUCUUCAUUUUAUUUGAUUCAAAAAUCUCUUUAUACAUAUUUAUUACUUUAUAGUUGGAGAUAUCAUAGCAUAAUGCCCUGCUCUACAGAAGUAUUAAAAGUAAUGGAGUAUCACGCUUUACUGAGAUAAUCUUCUGGUCUACUUCUGUGUUUAUUUCUGUAGACUAUAGUAAGUGUUCUGACACUAACAUAAAAUAUUCAUUUAUUUGAUUAAAACACCUACAAAAAUCUACACAGACGAAUUACACACAGUUUAAGCUGCAGUUUAAGCUGUCCUGAUAUGAUGAAUGUAAUGCCCAGCCUGUUGUUUGAAUUUGGCUGUACUGAGGUAAAAAAAAAAAAGGCUAAUCUGCUCUUAUCUGCCUGUCUUUGUUUUUAUAGACUAAAGUAAUCAAACAGUGUUUUAAUGUCAGUUUGUCUUAAUGGAAAUCCAGUAUAAGUUAGCAAUGUUAGCCUAGCAUAAUUCAGAUAUUAUAUCUGCAGCCACGUUUCCUGACUUUUAAUUUGUACAAGCUCCACACUGAAUUUAUUUAGUCUUUUUAAGAAAGUUUGACUUUUUAUGGAAGUCAAAUAACUAUCAUUUAUCUUAAACCCACAUGCAGUGGAUUCAAAAUACAACAUGCUUUCUACAGUGGGAGAUGCUAGGCUAACGCUGCUACAAAAAACCCUACAGUCUGACUUCAGUCAUACAUGGUAAUAUCUUAUUUUUUGUACAAUAUUCCAGAAACCAGAUAAACCAUUUGGUAUUUUGAAAAAUUAAGCUACAGAUUAACAGCAUAGCUUAAAAUCCUGCUUUGUUUUUAUAGUGUUUCUAUUAGUUUUUUUUAAACUGGAGUGAAACUGGAGUAUUAUAGCUCACAUAUACCAAGUGUCUGAUCGUACCUUCAGCUUUAUCUCUGCACUUAUUCAUGUAGACUAUUUGUAUCUCAAUUCGUUAGUCUCGCAGAAUUUAGAAAUCAGUUUAUAAUCAUUAAUAUUUAACCCCAGAUAUAGUGAAUCAGACCGGGCACACAGAAAAAAACACUAGGCAGUUUGAUCUCAGUAUUACUUAAUACUAUGCAAAUUAUUUGCUUAAAAUUUAUUAAAAUCCUAAAUAAAUAAAUAAACACUUUUUUAAAACACUUUGGUUUGUCUCUGGGAAUCCAGCAUUUGUUAGCAUUGUUAGCUUGGCAGCAUUCAGAUACUGAACAUAUCAAAUCUAAUCAGUGAUAAACUUUGUUCUUUUUACGUUUGUACAAAUUAGAAACAGGGAAAUGUUCUUAGUUCAUUUCAUUGAAAUGUUUUUACUUAAUUUAAUCUGUUAUUUAUGUAUGUAUAUCUUUUCUCAUUCUGGAGCGUAAAGGUAUUUUUCUGAAUUAGUGCCUUGAUUAGCGCGAGUCGUUGUAUAUUUUUAUUGUUGUAUUUUGCUGAAUUCUCACUGGAUAUUUGUACAGUAGUACUGUGCACUAUAAAAUCAGCAGCCAGUCAUAGUAAAUAUUUUUGCUUGUAAAUAUGUUGACAAGAUUUAUUUGGCUUUGGAAUAAAUCAUAUUUUUCUAUGAAAUCAUAAGAACAUGCUCAGAGGAUGUAAACAGCUGUUCUCAUGUUGGUUUGUUUUUGUUUGUUUUUAGCUCUGGACAGUUCUGCUAUUUCUGAUUAUUUUGUACAUAAUAGGGUUAUGUUAACAACUGAUGUCUCACAAAUCAUUUCACUUUGAUUUAAAUUGAGUUCUGUUUCUAAUAAACAAAUAUGUAUUCUUCCAACA
Astyanax mexicanus (Mexican tetra) is the source of this 5633-nucleotide messenger RNA. It is a transcript of the gene nectin3a, whose product is annotated as nectin cell adhesion molecule 3a. The record is from RefSeq and is a predicted model, not a curated record. The transcript has 6 exons. Gene Ontology annotation, cellular component: adherens junction; apical junction complex. Gene Ontology annotation, biological process: heterophilic cell-cell adhesion; homophilic cell-cell adhesion. NCBI's taxonomy places the organism in Eukaryota, Metazoa, Chordata, Actinopteri, Characiformes, Acestrorhamphidae. Bases 55 to 1695 code for a protein of 546 amino acids.